Molecule: messenger RNA, 3429 nt
Organism: Tetrahymena thermophila SB210
Lineage: Eukaryota; Ciliophora; Oligohymenophorea; Hymenostomatida; Tetrahymenidae
Exons: 3
Biological process (GO): protein import into nucleus
Cellular component (GO): nuclear membrane; cytoplasm
Molecular function (GO): small GTPase binding
Source: RefSeq, a predicted model, not a curated record
AUGUCAUAAUAAAAUUAGUAAUAAACAUAAGCUUAGGUUUUCACUAAAGAUGAGUUUAUUAGAUAAUACAAAAUGUUGUCAUAAAGCAAUAAUGAAUAUGAAAAAGAAGCAGCAAACUAAUAUAUUUUACAAUUUCAAACUUGUAGUGAAGUUUGGAUGGUAGCACGUGAAAUGAUUGUUGAUCCUCCAUCUUAAUAGUUAUAGGCUCUAGGCGCAUAAAUAUUAUGCAAUAAAUUAAAAAAUCAUUAUUCAUAAUUGAGUUCACAGUAGAAGUUGGAGCUUCGCAAAUUUUUAUUCAAUGUCCUUUAGCAGUACUGUUCAUUUGGGAAUUAAGUUAUUUCUAAAGUAGCUAAAAAUUAAAUAGUUCACAGUAUUGCUAUCCUAGGCUUUACUGGAAUUUUUUAAGAUUGGUAAACUUUCGUAGAAGAUAUCUGCGCCUUUAUGCGUUUAGAAGGAAGUGAUGAAUAUUUUAUAUGCGGAAUUGAAAUCCUAGAAAAUGUAGCUAAUUAAGAAAAUAUGGAAAAGGUUGUUACAGAUAUGAAAGCUUUCCAAAGAAUUAGAUCACUAUUUUAGAGUUAGGCUUCCUAAUUGUCAGGCAUUUUCAAUACACUUCUUGGACAUUAAAAUCAAAAUGUUGGGUUAAAAACUUUAGAUUGCAUUGAAAGUUGGGCAGGAAGCUAAUUCAAAUAUCAAAUUUUUUUAGAUGAACCUUUGGUUACAAAUCUUAUUAUUUUACUUAAUUCAAUUGAUGAAGAAGUGUUUGAAAGAGUAGCUAAAAUUAUGUUAGAAGGAAUAAAGCACUCUAACAAUGCUGACAUACUAGAAACAGCCAACGUUAAGUAGUCACUGAAUUUACUUAAAAUAGAGGAAGUGAGAUCUUUAAAAACUCUUAUAGAUGCCUUAGCAAUUAGGUUAAAUGAUUUUUUAACUAUGGAUUAAGUUAAUCCAGAAAGUAAAUUUUGUAAAUAUUAUGUUGAAAUUACAACAGAGAUAGCAUAAAAAUUCUCAAUUCUAAUACUUGAAAACUCUGAGCACUCUAUAAAAUUAUUGCAAUUGAUGGUUAUUUGCACUUAACAUCCAAACAGAAGCAUUUCAUACACAACUUUUGAGUUUUGGGUAUCAUUUUAUCGCACACUUAAAACAUAUGUACCAAAUAUUUAGGAUCCUUCAUCUGAUUGGUUGAUCUAACCCUAUCUAGAAGUUUUUAAAACUGUUCUUGAAAAAUCGAAGCUUAAAAAGCUCUCAGCUACAUUAGAUGGAGACGCUAAGAAAAAAUAAAAGAAGUUUUAACUUCUCAAAAAAUAUUCUUUAUUCUAAGAUGCAGAUGAUGGCAGUGAAUUUGGAGCAGAUUUUUCUUCUAGCCAAUAUAAAUUGGAUGAUUGUUGUCAUAAUGACAGUGGAGAUGAUGAUUUCUCAGGUCACUAGCCUUUAAGCUUUGAUCUUGACCAGAUAGAUUCAGCUUUUACUAAAAUAAGAGUUUAAAAUUACAGAAUUUAUGCACGUGAUAUUUUUAAUGUUGUUUAUAAUGUUCUCAGCUAAUUUAGGGGAUAAUAAGGAAUCAAUUCGUUGCUUUAAAUUCUUUACACUUUGAUUAACAAAGAGUAGUUUUUAGCUCAAAAUAAUUUCACUGAUGCAAACGAAGCAAACAAAAAUUACUAUAUUUCAGUGGAAGUUUGCUUAUUUGUUGUGUAGACUAUGGCUGAAAAUAUGUUCCCUGGUCCUUUGGAGGGUAAUGAUGAGAAUUACACUUACUUCUUUGAUUUUAUUGUCAAUAAUAAUGAAUUUCCUGCUCAUUAAAGCACUGUAAGCAUGGCUAUGCAGUUGUUCUAUAACGCUUAGGUGGAACUAACCAAAAACCCUUAGCUUUUUGACUCAACAAUUAAAUUUAUUUUAAGAUAUUUACUAGAUGAUAAUUUAGGGCUUAUGUCAGCCCAAACUUUUAGUGGUAUCAUUAAAGGAGUUGGCUAGAAUAAUUAUAUUGAAACAUUCAGAUUUGUUGCACAAUUUUUUGUUUAGAAUAUAAAUAAGAUAGUAAGAUAAGAUGUAAUGGAUGAAUUUAUUUAAGGUGUAUUUGGUUUUGCUCUGAGCCUCAAGACCGAGUAGCAUUAAUUAGAAGCUAUUUAGAACCUUCUUUAACUCAUUUAAUAAAUGUUAGACAACACUAAAAGCUCUAUUGAAAAUAUCACAGAAUAAAAGGAAAAAGAAAGUCUUCUUUUAAGGGCAAUAGGAAUUCUCUAGAGUCUCCUAAGCGGCUUUAGUACUGAAGCUAUAGGCUUAGAUGUUAAAAAUAGCAUAGCUACUUUCGUAUAACAAAACUUUGAGUUUUUAACUCUAGCAUUUGAUGUACUCACUAUGAAAACUAAUGCAGCUCCUUUAAUCAGCUAAUUCACUAGCAUCUUCAGAUACGUGACAAAGAUAUUUAAUGAUCAAAAUAAUAAUUUAGUUUUCUACGACCAAUAUAUUAUUUUCCUCAACACCUCCAUCAAAAUUUCACAGAGAAACCCUAUAUUAUUCUCUGAAACAAUGAGCAUUUUUAAAUAGAUUUUAGACCUUACUAAAAAUUCUAGCUAUCAUCAAAAUUUUUUAUUAUGGCUUGAACAAUAUUUCAAUGAAUACAACUAAUUUUAUAUAAAAUUUAUGACUCAAGCAGAUCCUUAAUAGCCUGCAGUAUUGUAUCCACAGAUCCAAUUAUAGCACUAAGUUGCACCUGCAGAUAAAAAUAAAGACCCAGAUUUAAUUACAAACUUUUAUGACAUAUAGUUCAAGGUGAUUACUUAAUUUACUCAAUAUUAUCUAAACCACAAUAGUUUUAGAGCAGUUAUAGAAUUAUCAUUUGAUGUAAUCAAAAGUAUAUCUCACUAUGAAAUGACUCGCUCGAUAAUAAUAUUUUAUUAUGAAUUCAUAAAACAUUGUUCGCAAUUCCCUUAAACACAAGAAUACGUGCUUAAAAUAUUAGAUACUACUAUUGAUAUUUUAACAAAUGUAAAUAGCAAUCUGAUUCACAAUAUUUCAAAUUUAUUUAUAAAGUUUGUUGAUAUCAACAAAGAUCAUUGCGAAUAGCUGAGAGAAUAUAUAAUGAAGUGCUUCUAGUAAAAAGAAAAAUAUUCUUAAUUUAAUGAUAAUUAGAAGAAAAUUCUAGUUGAUUGCAUCAUCAAAUUCUCUCUCGAAAACAACAAUCUUAAUUAAUUAAAGUCUCUUCUCAGUGAUUUUUAUCAAGUCUAUAAAGGAAUCUUUUCUGCCAAAGAAAUGUUCAUGAAUUAUGAGAUGAAACUUAAAGGAUUUAAUCACAACAACCAAAAUAAUCAAGCUUCACAAAAUGGCGCAAUCAAUCACAUUUCACCUAACUUCUUAAAUCAACUAUCAAAUACACUUUUAUUAAGAAAUUAACCCAUCAAGAACGCAAGUGAUCUUGAUGACCUAUUUAAGUGA